Molecule: messenger RNA, 7075 nt
Organism: Hippocampus zosterae (dwarf seahorse)
Lineage: Eukaryota; Metazoa; Chordata; Actinopteri; Syngnathiformes; Syngnathidae
Gene: cacna1bb
Product: calcium channel, voltage-dependent, N type, alpha 1B subunit, b
Exons: 49
Coding region: 42-6920 (2292 amino acids)
Biological process (GO): chemical synaptic transmission; calcium ion import across plasma membrane
Cellular component (GO): membrane; voltage-gated calcium channel complex; neuronal cell body
Molecular function (GO): high voltage-gated calcium channel activity
Source: RefSeq, a predicted model, not a curated record
UGCUCCUUAACCCCCACCCCCCCGGCACUCCAUUCGAAUACAUGAUCUUGGCUACCAUCAUCGCCAACUGCAUCGUCUUGGCCCUGGAGCAGCAUCUGCCUGCCAGCGACAAGACGCCCAUGUCGGAGCGCCUGGACGACACGGAGCCCUACUUUAUCGGAAUAUUCUGUUUCGAGGCGGCCAUUAAGAUCAUCGCCCUGGGCUUUGCAUUCCAUAAAGGCUCCUACCUCCGUAACGGAUGGAAUGUAAUGGACUUUGUGGUCGUCCUCACGGGGAUCCUGGCCAAAGUGGGCUCCGACUUUGACCUGCGAACGCUGCGGGCUGUGAGAGUGCUGCGACCCCUCAAACUGGUGUCCGGGAUUCCCAGUCUCCAAGUCGUGCUGAAGUCCAUCAUGAAAGCCAUGGUGCCCCUGCUUCAGAUUGGCCUGCUGCUUUUCUUCGCCAUUGUCAUGUUUGCAAUCAUCGGGGUGGAGUUUUACAUGGGCAAAUUCCACACCACCUGCUUCAACAUCGACACCGGUGAAAAAGCCGCAGAGUGGCCUUGCGGUCUGGAGCCCCCCGCCAGGUUGUGUCCCAAUGGGACCCAGUGCCGAGAAUACUGGACCGGACCCAAUUUUGGCAUUACCAACUUCGACAACAUCCUUUUUGCCGUGCUUACGGUGUUCCAGUGCAUCACCAUGGAGGGCUGGGUCGACAUCCUCUACAGCACCAACGACGUGGCAGGAAACACCUGGAAUUGGCUCUACUUCAUCCCUCUCAUCAUCAUCGGCUCUUUCUUCAUGCUCAACUUGGUGCUUGGUGUCCUAUCCGGCGAGUUUGCCAAAGAGAGAGAGCGUGUGGAGAAGAGGCAGGAGUUCCUGAAGCUUCGAAGGCAGCAACAAAUUGAGAGAGAGCUCACGGGAUACCUGGAAUGGAUCUGCAAAGCCGAGGAGGUGUUGCUGGAGGAGGAGGAGGAGAUUGCAGAAGAGAAGUCGCCUCUGGAUGGCGCGUGGUACAAGAGGAAACAAAAUCUGCCAGUCCUGAAACGAAGCAAAAACAAGAAGGGUAAAAAUGACCUGAUCGGCGCUGAAGAAGGGGAGGAUCCAUUCGCUGACAUCUCCUCCGUCGCUCCUCCCGGCUCGCCUUUUGGUCGGGCGAGUGUCAAAAGCAGCACCAAGAUGGACAGCUCGACGUACCUUCGGCGGAAGGAGAAGAGGAUUCGUUUCUUUAUCCGGCGGAUGGUCAAAGCGCAGAGCUUCUACUGGAUCGUUCUGUGCCUGGUGGGCUUGAACACUUUGUGCGUGGCCAUCGUCCACUACGAUCAACCCGCGUGGCUGACGACGGCCCUGUAUACGGCGGAGUUUGUCUUCCUGGGUUUGUUUCUCACGGAGAUGACCUUGAAGAUGUACGGCCUUGGACCGAGGAAUUAUUUCCACUCCUCCUUUAACUGCUUUGAUUUUGGGGUGAUCGUGGGAAGUAUUUUUGAGGUGAUCUGGGACAUGAUCAAACCCGGAGCGUCGUUCGGUAUCAGCGUCCUGAGAGCACUGAGACUACUGCGAAUCUUCAAAGUCACAAAGUAUUGGAAUUCCCUGAGGAACCUGGUGGUUUCCCUUCUUAAUUCCAUGAAGUCCAUCAUCAGUUUGCUGUUCCUCCUCUUCCUGUUUAUCGUCGUCUUCGCUCUGCUGGGCAUGCAGCUCUUCGGAGGACAAUUCAACUUUGAGGACGAAACGCCAACGACAAACUUCGACACCUUCCCGGCGGCCAUCCUCACUGUGUUUCAGAUUUUAACCGGGGAGGACUGGAACGCCGUGAUGUACCACGGCAUCGAGUCGCAAGGAGGCGUCCGCCGCGGAAUGUUCUCUUCCGUCUACUUCAUCGUCCUGACACUUUUUGGAAACUACACCCUACUGAAUGUCUUCUUGGCUAUCGCCGUUGACAAUCUUGCAAAUGCGCAGGAGCUCACAAAGGAUGAAGAAGAGCAGGAGGAAGCGGCCAAUAAGAAGCUUGCUCUGCAGAAGGCGCUGGAGGUGAAGGAAGUCAGUCCCAUGUCAGCGGCCAACAUCUCGAUAGCCGCUUUUGUAAAGCAAAAUCGAGAUGCAAUCUCUCGCAGGUCGUCCAUCAACAGCAUUCAGUCACUGAGUUAUAGUCUCUACUCCACCCCUGCCCGACGAUUCUCGAGCAAGGAACAGCAACGGCCGUCAAAGAGCAUGUCGGUGUGGGAGCAGAGGACCAACCAGCUGAGGCGACACAACAUAAGAGCGAGCAGCGAGGCUUUAUUUAACGAGCUGGACCCCGAGGAGCGCCUACGACUAUCCUCCGUCCUCCAUCUGCAUCCCGACAUGAAGACUCACCUGGACAGACCCCUGGUGGUCGAGUCCAGGAACAGCGACCCGGCUAACAAACCUCCCGAGGAAGGACGACAAGACGGCGCGGGAGGCGACGUCCACCCGCACGCCAGGAAGCACCAUCGCCAUCGGGACAAGAACGGCGAGGGCAGGGACGGCGGCGGCGGCGGCGGCGGCGACCGCGCGGCGAGGCAUCACGCCCAUCACAGCCGGAGCAACGGCGCUCAGGCCAAGGAGAGACGAGGGGAGGGCGGCCACGGUCGGGACGAGGGGCAGAGGCGCCGGCGGCACCAUCACGCCGGCUCGCCGGAAGAGGAGAGCUCCGACGUACGGGCGGGGGGCGAGGAAAGGGGGGGGCAUCGCCACCACCACUCGCACCGAAAAGAGGGCAACGGAGCGUUGGCGAACGGGGCCCACGGAGAGCGCCGGGGCCGCGCAAGAGGAGGCGAGGGCGACGGAGACAGAAAAGCGCGUUGCUCUCGGUUGGUCCGAGCGCAGUCGACGGCGGAUGCCGACGAAAGACAAAAAGGCAAGAAAAAUCACAGGGAGCUGCGUUCCGACGGCGAGGAGGACGCUCUCGCCACGAGUCCUCCGAGUCUCGGAGACGAGCAAGAAGACGCCGACAACCAAAAAAAUUCCACCCGGGCCAGCCAGGCCGGCCUGAACAGCAACGCCAUCCGCAUCCCCGUCACCCUAACCGCCCCCCGCGGAGAGACCACCGUGAUACCCAUGAACAACAUCGAGAGCGGCAAUUUUGGCAUCAGCGAGGAGAAGAAAGCUCUGGAAGAUGACGAUGCCGCCGGUGGGCCUCGGCAGAUCCUCCCCUAUAGUUCCAUGUUCAUCUUUGGACAAACAAACCCGGUGCGGCGGCUGUGUCACUACGUGGUCAACCUGCGCUAUUUUGAAAUGUGCAUCCUGAUGGUCAUCACCAUGAGCAGCAUCGCCCUGGCGGCCGAGGAUCCCGUGCAAUCGAACGCGCCGCGAAACAACGUGCUCAAGUACCUGGAUUACGUCUUCACCGGAGUGUUUACUUUUGAGAUGGUGAUUAAGAUGAUUGACUUAGGACUGCUCCUCCACCCCGGUUCCUAUUUUCGUGAUCUAUGGAACAUUCUUGACUUCAUUGUGGUCAGUGGCGCUCUUGUGGCAUUUGCCUGCUCGAGCCUAAUGGGAGGGACAAAAGGCAAGGACAUCAACACCAUCAAGUCCCUGAGGGUCCUCAGAGUCUUGCGACCACUCAAAACCAUUAAACGUCUUCCCAAACUCAAGGCCGUGUUCGACUGCGUGGUGAAUUCCCUGAAGAACGUUCUCAACAUCCUCAUCGUCUACAUCCUCUUCAUGUUCAUCUUUGCCGUUAUCGCCGUGCAGCUUUUUAAGGGCAAAUUCUUCUACUGCACGGAUGAGUCCAAGGGUCUCGAGAAAGACUGCAGGGGUCAGUUCCUGGAUUACGACAAAGUGGAACGCGGCCGCGAUGUGGAAGCGCAGCCGAGAGAGUGGAAGAAAUACGAGUUCCACUACGACAACGUUCUGUGGGCCUUCUUAACGCUGUUCACCGUCUCCACCGGGGAGGGGUGGCCUCUGGUGCUGAAGCACUCGGUGGACGCCACCUACGAGGACCAAGGCCCCAGCCCGGGUUUCCGCAUGGAGACGUCCAUCUUCUACGUGGUCUACUUUGUGGUGUUCCCUUUCUUCUUCGUCAACAUAUUUGUGGCUUUGAUCAUCAUCACCUUUCAAGAGCAGGGAGACAAAGCCAUGUCGGAGUGUAGCCUGGAAAAGAAUGAGAGGGCUUGCAUUGACUUUGCCAUAAAUGCCAAGCCGCUGACUCGAUACAUGCCGGAAAACAAGCAAUCCUUCCAGUAUAAGAUGUGGAAAUUUGUGGUGUCGCCUCCGUUCGAAUACGCCAUCAUGACUUUGAUUGCCCUCAACACCGUGGUGCUGAUGAUGAAGUUUUACGGCGCGCCGGAUCUCUACGAGUCCAUGCUGAAAUACUUGAACAUCGUCUUCACUGCCCUGUUCACUCUCGAGUGCAUCCUUAAGAUUAUUGCCUUUGGUCCACUGAAUUACCUGAAGGCAGCCUGGAAUGUGUUUGACUUUGUGACAGUGCUGGGAAGCAUAACAGACAUCCUGGUGACAGAGAUUAAGGACAAGAUGAUUAACCUGAGCUUCCUGAGGCUGUUCAGAGCCGCCCGGCUCAUCAAACUGCUCCGGCAGGGCUACACCAUUCGCAUUUUGUUGUGGACCUUCGUGCAGUCCUUCAAGGCCCUGCCGUAUGUUUGCCUGCUCAUUGCGAUGCUCUUCUUCAUCUACGCCAUCAUCGGAAUGCAGGUGUUUGGGAACAUUGAGCUGAAUGAAGAGACUGCAAUAAAUCACCACAACAACUUCCAGACCUUUUUCCAGGCUUUAACCCUUCUCUUCCGGAGCGCCACUGGCGAAGCGUGGCACGAAAUUAUGCUUUCAUGUCUCAGCAACCGGUCAUGUGACAAACUCUCAGGAACAACGGGGAAAGAGUGCGGAAGCGACUUUGCCUACUUCUACUUUGUCUCCUUCAUUUUCCUCUGCUCCUUCUUGAUGCUCAACCUAUUUGUCGCUGUCAUCAUGGACAACUUUGAAUAUCUGACCAGGGAUGCCUCCAUCUUGGGUCCUCAUCACCUCGAUGAGUUUAUCCGCGUAUGGGCAGAGUAUGACCCGGCGGCCUGCGGAAGGAUAUGCUACCAAGACAUGUACAAAUUGUUGCGUUUUAUCUCCCCGCCCCUGGGCCUGGGGAAGAAGUGCCCAAACAGGGUGGCCUAUAAGCGUUUGGUCAGGAUGAACAUGCCGAUUGCCGACGACAACACGGUCCAUUUCACCUCCACGCUCAUGGCCCUGAUUCGCACAGCCCUCGAGAUCAAGCUGGCAUCCGGAGUCUUGGCACAACAUCUGUGCGACAUUGACCUGAAAAGGGAAUUAAACAGAGUUUGGCCCAGCUUGUCGCCGAAGACUGUUGACCUUCUUGUGACGCCACACAAAUACAAUGAGCUGACUGUGGGGAAAGUCUAUGCGGCCCACAUGAUCUUCGACUACUAUAAGCAGAAUCGAGCCAAAAGACUUCAGCAGCAGCAUCCUUCGGGAGGAGUUCAGAGCAAACUGGGGGCCUUGUUUCGUCCUAUACUCCCCCUCGGUCACAUCAAGGAAGUACAGCCCCCCAUAGCCAGUCCGGAACAGCUCUUGCCUCUCCAGCCUGAGUCCGAAACAAAGACGUCCCCUCUUCCACCUGUCGCGACCGCGACCGCCAUCUUGGUGAACGACGACACAAUCAGACUUGACCAGAGGAGUUCCAUAAAACACUCCCAGUCAGGAGAUGUUUCUCUGGCCGCGCUGAGACCCAAAGGGCGGAGGAAACUACAGAGGGGCCAGUCAGAAGAUGUGCGGUGUUCCACAAGGCCUCAGGAAGUGGUUGAAAUGAAGCCGGUGGAGAUCAUCUCAGACACGGAAGCAUAUCCCGGUCUGGAAGGCCACGGCCGUGCGGCUUCUCUGCCUCGACUCAAUGCGGAGUACUACCGGAGCCACCCUCGCCACGCCCCUGGGACCCACCUGGCACCGAUCGUUGACCUCAGUCCCAUAAGACGCUCGGCCUCCUCGCUGACCCCCCCGCCGCCGCACAACCAGGAGGUCGUUCUGAAGGAUUACAACCUGAUUCGACCGGUUCAGCAACAACCAUCGGGGGUCCGAGGCCCGGAUCGAGUCCAUCAACAUCAUCACCACCACCACCGCUGCCACAGACGCAGGGACAAAGACAAAAAGCAAAAAUCGCUGGAUAGAGCCACAUCGGUGCAGCCGCAGAGCACUCUUGGCUCAUUCACUGACCCUUCAGCCGAAGGUUUGUCUCGGGAACGAGCGAGGGAGCGUGACCGCAGUCGGCCGCACGAGAGGAGGCAUCACUCCUCCGCGGGGGAGAAGCAACGUUACUACUCCUGCGAGCGUUACGGCUCCAGGGAGACGAGCCACACCAAGUCCGCCGGCCCGAGCCGCUCCACGUCUCCGGGAGAGGGACAAGACACCGCCAUCCUUAAACAACACGGUAGCACCGGGAGUAAACCCGCCCCCACUGGUUCAAGCACACCAGGCCGCGGUCGCAGGCAGCUGCCCCAAACUCCCCUGACUCCUCGUCCCGCCGUGGCCUACAAGACGGCAAACUCCUCCCCCCUGUCUUCCGCCGCCAGCGCCACUCCGGCCGGACAGCACACUCGCGCCGGCCGCGGCCUUUUUUCAGAACACGAGUGCCCGCGCGGGGACGGCGACCGCUCCCCGAUACCGGUCACCCGCAUCGGUUCCGACCCGAAUUUAGAGCGGCAGCUGCAGGGAGCUUCUCCGCAAGCGCUGGCGGAAGAAACGGAAGACUUCCAGGACGCCGUGAGCAGCCAAGCACACUCGGCCAGAUCCGGCGCCUCCGCAACCGCCUCGUCUUCUUCCCACGCCGCCGCCGCCGCCGCAGCGGCGUCCGCGCAAGGGCGUGCGGACGUGGUCCCCAAUGGGUACCACUUCACCUUUGGGGUCAACUCUGCGUCAAACAGCCGAGCGACGGGAAGCCUCAGGGAGAGAGAAGACGAGGACUGGUGCUAACACGCGAGGAUACCCGAGCGGCGUUUCUUACCCGCCGAUGAAGAAGCGGCUCGUCCGCGUUGCUCAUGUCAGGGGUCGCGUGAGCCGGUCAAAGGUCGGCAGGCUCGGAAUGAGGGGAAAGUGGGAAGCGGCCUGUCCAAAGUGCCGUCAAAGGC